AUGGAUCAGUCGACCAGCGGGACCAGACCGUCUGGGCUUCCUAGACCUUCGAAGCUGCCUGUGCCCCGUGCUGGCCUGCGCCCUGCUCCAUCCAGAGAGAACUUGAACUUGCAGCAAACUGCAAAAUCAUCUAUCGUCAAUCCGCGACUUCGAAAUGCCCCCUCCAGCGACAGACUCUCUUCGUCGAGUUCGACCUCGACCUCAACCCCAUCGAAGCUGCGCAAUCCUGCGACCCCAUCCAAAAACCGCAAUUCAUUUGGCGGUCUCACUCCCUCAAAUCAACACGUCUCCCAACGGCCUAGUCGUGAAACCCUCUUCAAAAAACCCUCUCGAAACUUCUCCGGUGACGACCAAUUACGGCUUGAUAAUAGGGGAGAAGAAGGAGUCUUUCAAGAAGAUGAGAGUCCUAUCUUGGAAGAGUCAGAGGGCGAGCUGCUUAGCAAAGCGAAGGUUCCUAGAAGGGCCCGGCCAUCACUCUCGGAACGAACAAUGGAGACUUUGCAGAGCAUACCGCCUUCUCCUGUAGUGCGAAAAAGGAAUUCAAGCUUCUUCAUCUCCGAAAGCCCUUUGCGUCCUCCAUCUAGUGGCCUCCAAUUCUCCAGGCCGGGCUCUAGUCACCUUUCAGAUGGAUCCAUGCGGCCACCAUCUAGAUCGGUGAGCUCGAGACCUAGCUCAAGCGGGGGACCAGGACUUGGACUUGUCCAAGCCGCUCCUGUGGAUUUCCGUGCUUCUACAAACACUUUCAAGACUCCAUCGAAACGACCCAGUCUUGCAAACAUUGGAAAGUCACUUAAAACACCAUCAACUAUACGCGCCAAUAUACCCCACACACCAGAUACUUCUACCUCAAAACAGCUGUAUCCCAAGUAUGGCGCAUUGGCACAGCGUUCGCCAAGCCCUGUCAAAUCCACAGCUAGGAUACCAGGCGUCAGACAAGGAAGCAAGACAAUUGCCUCCCGCCCACUGAAACCACGUGCUUCUGUCAAUGGAUUAUUCCGCAAGCCUUCAAUGCCGGCAUUGAACAAAGCUAGUGACAUCGAUCGAAUUGGAUUUGACCCAAAGAAGCAGUCAACUGCGUUUUCAAAUACAUCUUCCGAAGCUACUUCAACUACUUCUAAAAUCUCUGCAACGACUACAGCAGCUUCUGUAUCGUCAGAUGUUCAAGAUGUUACCCCAAGGAAAUCCUCUAUGGCACUUCGUGAUCAAAUUGCAAAAGCUAAAGCCGCGAAGCGAGCUGCUGCCACAAAAAUGGCGACUGAUACUGGAUUAAAGGGCCAGGAAGUACCUGUGAUUCCAAGCGGGACUUUCGAUUUCGGUCUUGCGGGUGACCCUUUCAACCAGCAAGUCGGCCAGAACAGCUCCAAAGGCAUUCUUCGCAAGCGUAUCGAUUCUGCACGAUCCGAUGGGCGAUUGAACAUCGCAGCAAUGGGAUUUAAGGAGAUACCCCAGGAAGUCAUGAAUAUGUACAAUUUGGAUGCGAUUGAAGAUGGAUCAUGGGCCGAGACUGUAGAUCUGAAAAGAUUUGUCGCGGCUGGUAAUGAGCUUGAAGUGAUUCAUGACGAUAUAUUUCCUGAUAUUGAUCCACGUGAGCACAUGGAUGAUGAGGAUGCCAAAGGAAAUCAAUUCGGCGGGCUGGAAACGUUAGACCUGCAUGGAAAUGUUCUGAUAGUUUUACCUCUUGGAUUGAGGAGACUCGAGAUGUUGACAACCCUAAACCUCACCAAUAACAAGCUCGGGAAUGAAUGUUUUGAAGUCAUCUCCCAGAUUCCGUCCUUGCGAGACCUGAAGCUUGGAGACAACAAGCUGACUGGUUCUCUGGAUGAAAGAAUAUCUAACCUGCAAAAGCUCGAGACUCUUGAAUUGCAGCGGAAUGCUUUGACAUCUUUGCCUGAGGGAAUUGCCGAACUCGUGCAUUUGCGAGUUCUCAAUGUCAACGAGAACAGUCUCACAUCACUGCCAUUCACGACUUUACGCAACCUGCCUCUCGUUGAACUCCUAGCCGCAAAGAACAAACUUUCUGGUGCGCUUGUCUCAGCCGACGUGGAAGAGCUACCAAAACUUCAGCUUUUAGAUGUGACAUCUAAUUCUCUCACUUGUUUGGCAGCCUCCGGUCAGCUCAGCCUUCCGUCUCUCCAUCAACUCAGUUGCUCGUCCAAUCGAAUCGGAAGGCUUCCUGACUUAAUUUCAUGGAUAUCCCUUCUUACAAUUGCUGCUGAGGACAAUAGCAUUGUAGAUAUUCCAGAAGGUUUCGUCUCACUUAGCAAAGUCAAAAAUGUAAACUUCAGUGGCAAUAACAUUAAAGUUAUAGACGAAAGAAUUGGAUCUAUGGACAAUCUCGAUAUUUUCCGAAUUAGCGGCAACCCUCUAAGAGACAAAAAGUUUGCUGGAAUGGAUGCCACAGACCUAAAGCGCGCCUUGAAGGCCCGAAUGGCACCACCUGAACAGGAGGUCGAUAAGGAGACGGAUACUGAUGGUGGAUUCUAUUCCGCUCCUGUCUCGCCUAUCUCUCCAAAUCAUUCUUCGUUCGAGUGGCCUGUCAAAGCUGGAGGCGUCUUGGAUCGAUCCAAUACGCAGUCUCACUCGCUCAACCCCGUUUCGGCAGCCGAAGCUGCUGCUAGAGAUCCAAUCAAGGAGCUUCAGUUGCACCACAACAAGUUCAACGAGAUACCAGCUUCUGUUGCCUUCUUUGCGGCAACUCUGACGACACUUUCCUUGGCCCAUAACGAGUUGAACAGCGAUAAUUUCAUGAAGGAUGAUUUAGAAUUGCCCAUGUUGAAAGAGCUUAACUUGAGCUCUAACACGUUGAAUUCUCUACAACCUUUAAUUCAACAUCUUCAUGCACCUCAUCUGGAGAAGCUCGACAUCAGUUUCAACCGACUGACGUCCCUACCUCCUCUAAGACAACACUUCCCGAACUUGAUUGCACUCUUUGCUUCCCACAAUACCAUCAGAGAGUUAUCUCCAGAGUCUGUGAAAGGGCUGAGGUCUUUAGACUGCAGCAGCAACGAUAUCAACAGUCUCAACGCCCGCAUUGGCUUGCUAGGUGGACCGGGAGGAUUGCAGAGUUUGAAUGUAAGCAUGAACCGGUUCCGAGUCCCCAAAUACACCAUUUUGGAGAAAGGAACAGAAGCUACGCUGGCGUGGUUGAGAGACAGAAUUCCUGCUGGGGAAGUUAGCCCUCCUGAAAGUCCUGCUGAGACCGAUUAA
Messenger RNA from Lachnellula hyalina, 3207 nucleotides. RefSeq names its product Leucine-rich repeat-containing protein (gene lrrc40). NCBI's taxonomy places the organism in Eukaryota, Fungi, Ascomycota, Leotiomycetes, Helotiales, Lachnaceae. The transcript is spliced from 2 exons. Gene Ontology annotation, molecular function: protein binding. The coding region runs from base 1 to 3207 and encodes 1068 amino acids. The record is from RefSeq and is a predicted model, not a curated record.